This is a messenger RNA of Harpegnathos saltator (Jerdon's jumping ant), 1830 nucleotides long. Its product is annotated as Succinyl-coenzyme A synthetase beta subunit, GDP-forming. NCBI's taxonomy places the organism in Eukaryota, Metazoa, Arthropoda, Insecta, Hymenoptera, Formicidae. The transcript has 7 exons. Gene Ontology annotation, biological process: succinyl-CoA metabolic process; tricarboxylic acid cycle. The coding region runs from base 108 to 1382 and encodes 424 amino acids. The record is from RefSeq and is a predicted model, not a curated record. Gene Ontology annotation, cellular component: mitochondrion; succinate-CoA ligase complex. Gene Ontology annotation, molecular function: ATP binding; succinate-CoA ligase (GDP-forming) activity.
UCAGCUAGAUAGAGCAGAACUUAUCUCAUUAAAACUUUUUGCAAGCAAGAUAACGAUAUUCGGCAAGGAACAACUGUGAAUGUACUACUUUUCAACGGUUAUCAAUCAUGCUGCGAGUUCUUGGCCGUUCCAUGCGCUCGACGCAUCUCUUCAGAAGAAGCAUAGAGGCAGUUUGCGUGUCGAGCACGAGAAAUUUAAAUCUACUGGAGUAUCAGAGCAAAGAACUUCUACGUGACUGUGGCGUGUCAGUGCAAAACUUUGCCAUCGUCGAUGACUUAACCAAGACGAAUUCCGCCUUGGAGAAGUUGCAUGAGGGUGAAUAUGUAAUUAAGGCCCAAAUCUUAGCUGGUGGUCGUGGUAAAGGUUGGUUUGAUAAUGGAUUUAAAGGAGGUGUACACCUUACCAGAGACCGCAAUGCUGUCUCCAAUUAUGUGAAGAAUAUGCUUGGUCAUCGGCUUAUUACUAAACAAACCUCGAAAGAUGGCAUACCAGUGCAGAAAAUUAUGAUCGCCGAGUCAGUUGAUAUUGCACGUGAGACUUAUGUCUGUAUUCUCAUGGAUCGAGCACAUAACGGUCCGGUAUUGAUAGCAUCUCCCGCCGGUGGUAUGGAUAUUGAGACUGUGGCAGAAAAGAAUCCCGAACAGAUCAAAACCGUUCCGUUGGAUAUCUAUUACGGAAUUAACGAUGCCAUAGCGAAAGAUGUGAGCAUCUUCUUGGGAUUCACUGAUCCCGAUAUCCUGGAUAAAGCCAUAUACGAAUUGAAGAAUCUAUGGAAGCUAUUCGUGGACAUUGACGCACUUCAGGUUGAAAUUAAUCCAUUGGUGGAGACGAAAGACAAGCAAGUUAUAGCAGUAGAUGCGAAAAUCGCAUUCGACGAUAAUGCUCAAUUUAGGCAGCAAGAUUUGUUUGCGUUGGAGGAUGUUACCGAAAAAGAUCCUCGCGAAGUGGAUGCAUCGCGUUUUAACUUAAAUUACAUUGGCAUGGAUGGCAAUAUAGGAUGUUUAGUAAAUGGAGCUGGCUUAGCCAUGGCUACAAUGGAUAUCAUCAAAUUAAAUGGAGGAUCGCCUGCCAACUUUCUAGACGUUGGUGGUAAUGUGAAAGAAGACCAAGUCUUCCAAGCAUUUAGAAUUCUCAGUGAAGAUCCAAAAGUCAAAGCUAUUUUCGUGAACGUUUUCGGAGGUAUCGUGAAUUGUGCAACAAUAGCGAAAGGAAUUAUCGCGGCAUCGCGUAAUUUAGGACUUCAAAUACCGCUCGUUGUGAGGCUAGAAGGCACUAAUGUGACAGAAGCCAAAAAAGUUUUAGCCGAAUCGGGGUUGCCAAUUCUCACAGCGAAUAACUUAGAUGAGGCGGCGAAAAAAGCGGUAAUCUCUGUGAAAGCGUAAUAGUGUUGAUAAUACGCGUUAUCAACUCACUACUUAUUCAAGACUGGAAACUUGUAGUUUUAAUAUAAGGGAGCGAUAAUUCCAUACAGAGUUCGCGAAGGGAGAGGGAAGAUUGGUAUUAUUUGUGCUAUUAUUUUUAAAAUAGCAUAUAGCCGAAUAUUUCCGAAUAGUUAAUCAUCUUUAUAGGAAUUUUAUACAUUUUGCAGUUGAUCCCCGUGUUUGUUUUACUGAGCGAUUCUGUUGUAGCAUGCGAAAUUCUGUUUGAUCUACUUAUAAUAUUUUAUUUAAUAAUUUAUUCCACAGUCAAUCCCAAUUUGUUUUCGCAGAUCGUUGUUGAGCAACGAGCACAAACAGCUAUAUUAUUCAGUUGCAGUUGAUAACGUUACCAUGUCACUUUGUAUGUACAUGCUUUUUUAAUUUUGUAAAUACAUUUAUGUUUUUAGAUGAA